UCCAAUUCAGCUCCGAUAUUUAAAGUCUAUUUUUUUUUAUAUUUCUACUUUUUCUUUUUUUUCAUUAUACAUUUUUUUUAUUACUACAUUAUUAUUAUUUUUUAAACAUUAUAUGAAUUGUAUUCAAACAGGCAAGCCCUUUUAAUUUUUUACUUUUUGUUCCUUGACAUAAUUAUUUAUACUAUUUUUUCUAUUUAAUAGAUAAAUUCAUUGAUUCUCGGUAAAACAACAAUUCGGUCUACUGUUUGAUCCAUUCUAAUCAAUUUUUAAUAACUAGGUUCGAUAACAGCACAGAAGAAUUAAUCCGUAUUAGACAAUCCGACGAUAGUUUAAGCAAUAACUAUUUAGCACCACUUCAGGAUUCACUUCACUCUUUUAGAUUUUCUAAUUCAAACACUACAUCACUUGGUUUGGCAUUGGCCCUGUCUAAAGACCAUAAGAAAGAAUGGAACGACUAUCAUCGACUUCCACCUCUUACAAUGAUGGAUGAUAAAUCGGUGUCACCACAACAACUUACACAAAUCAGAACUGGACUUCAAUCAAUUGACAUGUCUUCAAAUUCUUCGAAUAUGUCUUCAAAUCCAGUCACACCCGAUGAUAGAGAACCUAUCAGCAACAUGAAAAGAUCAACUUCAUUUAGUAAUUUCUCUUGCAACUUCCGUAGACAUCGUACCACACUUGCUUCAAACUCAUUAUACCCAAGUACUUCAACCAGUACUACCACUACUACUAAGCCAGCAAUCGACUCAAAUAUAUCGAGAUAUUUGCCUCAAAACCAGGCUGUGAUUACAACUCAAGAUAACUGGCGCAUCAGCCUUUCCAACCAUAUUGCAACAAUGGUUCUAUCCGGUUCAAAAAGAAAUAAUAACCAAGAUUUCAUUGGAAAGCAUAUACUCGAUUUUAUAGAUGUGACUCAUAGACCCCUAUUACUAGAGAAAAUAGUGAAGAGAAGAGAGGAUCAUCAUCAUUCAAAUUUAAACGGAAGCGUAUUAAUUUGCGGUGACGUUUUACCCAUUGUUAAGCAAGAUGGCUCCAAAUCAUCUGCCUCACUCUGGUUAAAGGAAAAGAAGAAUGAAAUGGGAUCUUCUAUUUUUAUCUGGAUCUUUGAAGAAGUGUUUCAAAGCACAAUCAAAGUUGUUCUUAGAAAUGGAUUGAUUGAUUCAAUUGACGACGGUGUAUCCGAAUUAUUUGGUUAUGCUACAUGUCAACUAUUACAAAAGCCUAUUCAUACAUUAUUGCCUCAUUUCGACACUUCCCAUAGUUUCUUUGGUGCACAAACUAAAUUAGAUGCCAAUUUCCCUGUCAUGGUGAAGCAUGUGCUUGAAAAAAAUAUGAUCCGAAUUAUCUCCAUGCCGACGUUGGCGGGUCUGGUGACAGUAGGACGAAAUGGAACAAUUGAAAAUUGUAAUGCAGCAUUCUCAAAAUAUCUUUUUGGUUACCAAAAUGAUUUGACACUAUCAAAUAUCUCGCUCUUGAUACCCCAAUUCACACCACUGAUAUCUUGUCUUGAACGUGAUGAUUUGUUACAACCAGGAUAUAUUUUAAACAACCUCGUGUGUCGUGAUGUUCUUAAUUCUUAUUCCAAGAUUAGUUGCUCAGCAAUUACUGCCAAACAUAGAGACGGGACGUCAUUUGAUAUUGAUUUGCAAAUCAAAUUAUUGGAUGAUGGUAAUUUCGCUCUGUGGAUAACAUUUGACAGAGACUCAGUGUUUGCCCAAUAUGGUCAUACGACUUCUAUAACUCCAAGACAACAACAACAAUUCGAAAAGGAAUACAACGGCGUCCUAUACCCAACAACAAGUAGCAUUCGGUCUAAGUCCAUUAAUAUACCAACUGUACAACAAGACGCCGUAAAGAAAAAAAAAUCUGUCAACUUGCCCACGAAUCUUAAAGCGGAUCGACCUACCGUUGCAAUGACCAAAAUAACAAGUUUCUCGAGGCCGUCGUUUACAUCAUCAAAAUCCGCUAUUGAAACAACAAAACAACAUAUUAUAAAUUCAACAUGGCCUAGAAUUGGCGAUUAUUCAGCACAAACCUUAAAAACAUCCAUCGAAGAUUACGAUAUCAUCGACGAGCUUGGCCAAGGCGCAUAUGGAUUAGUUAAAUUGGCCUGUUUGAAAAACGAUCCAGAAAAGAAACGAGUGGUUAUCAAAUACGUGAUAAAGUCUCGUAUUUUAGUUGAUUGUUGGACUAGAGAUAGGAAAUUGGGAUUGAUUCCUGCUGAAAUCCAUGUCUUGCAUACCCUCAGAAAAAUACCCCAUAUCAACUGCAGUGACAUGCUCGAUUAUUUUGAAGACGAAGACAAUUAUUAUAUCGUGAUGGAUCUCUACGGCGCCGGGAUGGACUUAUUUGAUUAUAUUGAAUUGAAAAAUGGAAUGAGCGAAGCUGAGAUAAAAGCUAUCUUCCAUCAAGUAGUGUUAGCCGUGGGACAUUUGCAUGAUCACCGUAUUGUACAUCGUGACAUCAAGGACGAAAAUGUGAUUUUAGAUUUAAAAGGUGGUGUCAGAUUAAUCGACUUCGGCAGUGCCGCAUAUAUAAAAGAAGGUAGAAAAUACGAGACAUUUGUCGGCACGUUAGAUUAUGCUGCGCCGGAAAUUCUUAAAGGGCAGGCUUACACUGGUCCUCCUCAAGAUAUCUGGGCUUGUGGUACAUUACUUUACACGCUGAUUUAUAGAGAAAACCCUUUCUAUAAUAUUGAUGAAAUUAUGGAGCACGAAUUAAGAAUACCUUUUGUAUUAUCACAAGAUUCUGUUGACCUCAUCAGUAAAAUGUUAGACCGUGAUAUUGAUAAAAGAUUAAAUAUCCAUCAAGUGCUUGAACAUCCUUGGUUUCAUUCUAAAUAAUUUAGGAGGUUAUUUUCACACCUCUAUGCUGUACUAUCCCAACUUUUCUUAUUUUUCACAUUUAGCCUUUUAUUAGUUAAAUAAUAAAAACUAAGGCCAAUACCCUUCCCCUUGUAACAUUUUUUUGACAGUGCUUAACAGAGGCAAUGUUUGUUAUUCAUGAUCCAUGGCUUAAUUAAGUUAUAUCUGGCACUGCAUUUAUUAUUAUGAAACUGU
Mucor mucedo is the source of this 3059-nucleotide messenger RNA. Its product is annotated as kinase-like domain-containing protein. Gene Ontology annotation, molecular function: protein serine/threonine kinase activity; ATP binding. The transcript is spliced from 4 exons. Lineage: Eukaryota; Fungi; Mucoromycota; Mucoromycetes; Mucorales; Mucoraceae. The record is from RefSeq and is a predicted model, not a curated record. Gene Ontology annotation, cellular component: nucleus; cytosol; cytoplasm. Gene Ontology annotation, biological process: negative regulation of glycogen biosynthetic process; protein phosphorylation; intracellular signal transduction. The annotation marks the transcript as partial.